This is a messenger RNA of Penaeus indicus, 795 nucleotides long. RefSeq names its product musculin-like. Gene Ontology annotation, cellular component: nucleus. Gene Ontology annotation, molecular function: DNA-binding transcription factor activity, RNA polymerase II-specific; protein dimerization activity; E-box binding. Gene Ontology annotation, biological process: sensory organ development; positive regulation of transcription by RNA polymerase II; axon development. The coding region runs from base 1 to 795 and encodes 264 amino acids. Lineage: Eukaryota; Metazoa; Arthropoda; Malacostraca; Decapoda; Penaeidae. The record is from RefSeq and is a predicted model, not a curated record. The transcript has a single exon.
AUGUCGGUUCACGCGGGAGAGUACUGGCCCGACCGCGGCCUCUCGCAGCAGUAUUUCAGUCUCGGAGAUUUUAACUACAACCCAGGAAGUGAUCCCAGCGCGCUGCUGUCCCCGGGGCCCGAGGCGGCAGCGCCCGCCCUGGCACCCCCCGCGGGCGUGCCGCCCCACCCGACCCGCGAGCUCCUGCCGCCGUGCGUGGACGGCGGCAGCGACGGCUAUCACAGCUCGACGCCCGACGACCUCGCCUCCGAGUGCUCUCCGGGCGCGGAGCUGCAGGCGGCGGCGGCGGGCGAGCGGGGCGCCAAGGACCUGGUGUCGGAGGCCUACCCGAACCUGGAGUACUACCAGGCAGCCUACCCCGCCACCACGGACCUGAGCGCCCUCACGCCCUCCUACUCGUACGCCGCCGCCAGCAGCGCGCCCGCCGCCGGCUGGGGCGCCGCGCAGUUCAGUCCGGGCGAGGUCGAGGGGCGCCACCAGGAGCACUUCAUCCCGCCGGAGACGCCGCCGUCGCUCGUCACGCACUACAAGCCCCUGCGAAUCCGGCGGCGGCCGCCCAAGGUGGUCGGCAACGAGGUCCUGCGCAAGCGGCGGCUGGCGGCCAACGCGCGCGAGCGCCGCCGCAUGAACGGCCUCAACGACGCCUUCGAGAAGCUUCGCGAGGUCGUCCCCACCCUCGGCAACGACAGGAAGCUGUCCAAGUUCGAGACGCUGCAGAUGGCGCAGACGUACAUCACCGCCCUGGCGGAGCUGAUCCGUAGGGCGGACGCCGAGGUGGCCACGUCGUCCGCAUGA